GGCCAGUUCCUAUUCGCCAUGACUCAUGCCUUUUGUGCCAGCCUGGGAGCUCUCUGCCCUGCAGCUCCACAGGUGGUAUCAGUUCGGUGAGAAGGUUCCCGCCAGGGUAGGCAGUGGAGCGCCGCACAACGCGCUUUCCAGCCUCCCAGCUGCGGCCCUAGUAGUUCAGACCCAGCGCCAGCAGGCCUGCUAGAUCGAUCCUCGAGCUGAAGAUGCGUCGGGGCUGGAAGAUGGCUCUGUCCGCGGGGCUGCGGGGCUGCCGCCGGGUACUUUCCUGGGUGCCAGUGCUCGUCAUCGUCCUCGUCGUGCUCUGGUCUUACUAUGCCUACGUCUUUGAGCUCUGCCUGGUCACUGUUUUGAGCCCAGCAGAAAAAGUUAUCUACCUCAUAUUCUACCAUGCCAUCUUUGUGUUCUUUACCUGGACCUACUGGAAGUCUAUUUUUACGCUCCCUCUACAGCCAAAUCAGAAGUUUCAUUUAUCCUAUACAGACAAGGAGCGCUAUGAAAAUGAAGAGAGACCUGAUGUCCAAAAGCAGAUCCUCAUUGAUAUUGCCAAGAAGCUACCAGUUUACACAAGGACUGGAAGUGGAGCUGUAAGAUUCUGUGACCAGUGCCAUUUGAUCAAGCCAGAUCGCUGCCACCACUGCUCUGUCUGUGCUAUGUGUGUUUUAAAAAUGGACCAUCACUGCCCUUGGGUUAAUAAUUGCAUUGGAUUUUCCAACUAUAAAUUCUUCCUUCAGUUCUUAGGUUAUUCUGUUCUCUACUGCCUGUACAUUGCUACAACGGUCUUCAGCUAUUUCAUCAAAUACUGGAGAGGGGAAUUACCCAGUGUUCGCUCUAAGUUCCAUGUCCUUUUUCUCCUAUUUGUGGCCUGCAUGUUUUUUGUCAGCCUUGUGAUUCUCUUUGGUUACCAUUGUUGGCUUGUCAGCAGAAACAAAACCACCUUAGAGGCCUUCUGUACUCCAGUGUUUAUAAGUGGUCCAAAGAAAAAUGGGUUCAACCUUGGCUUCAUCAAAAAUAUCCAGCAGGUGUUUGGAGACAACAAGAAGUUCUGGUUAAUACCUAUUGGGUCCAGCCCUGGUGAUGGACACUCCUUCCCUAUGAGGUGCAUGAAUGAAUCACAGAACCCACUGCUAGCAAAUGAAGAGCACUGGGAAGACAAUGAUUAUGACAACCCAGAUUAUCCAGAAGGUUCAUCAUCUCUUGCAGUGGAGACAGAAACAUAGCAGUUUUCACAUUUCCUGCAUCUCUAAGACAGGACCCACUAUCUCCCAUGAAGCUUACAGAGUUCAAUAUUGGGAACCAUUCGAAUCUUCAAAAUAAGUCACCAUGGCGCAUUGAAAGCUUCACAAUAUAAAAGCAUUUUUAUCAAAUACUUGCUGUGCAGAUAGGUGUUUCUGAACUUUACAAGUAAUUUAAUUUACUCACUGACUUCAUCAAUCCUGUAGCAGUUAAUUAAAUAUGAUCUUUCACUCUAUCUUUCUUCCUUUUUCCUUCCCUAAACUGUGAAAGCCUAAUUGCAUAUAUAUCUUUCCAAAGACUCUUUUCAUUCUUCUUGUAAGAUAAAGUGGAAUUAAAAAGAUUUUCAUAGAGUCUUUAACUCCCCUGGAAAGUCCAUUAAUCAUAUCUAUAGGGUCUUUGUGGUAUUGAAAGUAGUCAGACUACAAGACUACAUUUGCUAUUUGUGUGCAUGUGCAUUUACAAGCAUGCAUAUGUGCAGUACAUUUACACAUAAUUCUGCUGUGGUGUUGUGAAAAUCAAGUUUUUAAAAAUCUGAAGUUUUUAUUCAAUCAUGUUUUUUUUCCUAAAUAGCAAUUUAAAUAUAUGCUGAGCUGUGAACACCACCCCUAUAUCAGGUAUCUAAAAUUCAAGAUUCAACAGACUAUAAUCAAAUUGGGAAUUGAACAACAAUGUAAAUGUAAAACCUGAUCUCUGUCAUAGACAUGUGGUGUUCCUGAAAGUAAGUUCAGAUCAGAUUUCCACUCUAUUAAACAUAAUAAUUAGUGUUUUACAGACUUUCAAUGCCAGCUUGUGGUAAAAUUAUUUAAUUACUUUUAUUUUCUUCGCCACCUAGCUUUAUUUUAGCCUUUAUGAGUUAUUGUCAUGAUAAAAAUAAACUAUAAGCCUAAAUUACAGACUACGGAUUUUGUUAAGGGUUUUAAUAAUGAUUUUCAAGUUUAAUUUCAAUAAUAUUCAUCAGGAUAAAAUUUCACAGUUGAAAUUGGCAUUAGAAUUAGCACUAAAGAUCUGUGUUUUCACAGCAAGGUUGUAUACAGAUAGUGAUAAUCUAUCUAAUAGUAAGAUGACAAUCCUUUUUUCUCUUUUUUUUUCCUGUUUUUGUUUCAAUGGUAAUUCUGCCAUUAAUACAGUCAACAUCUAUUUCCCAAUUUAUUUAUAAUCAUUCUUUCUUUUAGUCCUAGUGCCUGAAUCAAUGAGUAUGGACACUAAUGCUGCUUCUUUGUAGUAAUAACUAGAGGCCCAGUGCACAAAUUCGUGCAUGGGUGGGGUCCCUCGGGUGGCCUGCAGGGAUUGGGCCAAAACCUCCAGUCCAACGCCGUCUGCAGCUCCUACCUGCCACUCCUGCUCAUCCUGGCCCCACUGCACAUGCUGUGGGCUCACAUCCUAUCAGUCCCAAUAGGGAGAGGCUCACACUGCCCUGCAUCUGGCGCCCUCCCUCCCGAGGGGAGUAGCUUGUGGGAUUGGGACGAAACUGGCUCUGUAACAUCCCCCAAGGGGCCCCAGAUUGCGAGAGGGCACAGGCCAGGCUGAGGGACUCCACUGGUGCAUGAUCAGGGCCAGGGAGUGACCACAGGAGGGCUCCAGGGCAUGUCCAGCCCUUUAUGCCCAGUCCUGAUCUGCUGGACCCCAGCAGCAAGCUAACCUACCAGUUGGAGUGUCUGCCCCCUGGUGAUCAGUGCACAUCAUAGCUAGUGGUUGAGCGGCCUUAGCAUAUCAUUAGCAUAUUAUGCUUUGAUUGGUUGAACAGUUGACUGGUCACUGGACACUUAGCAUAUUAGGCUUUUAUUAUAUAGGAUACCUAAGGGUAUUUCUCAAGCUGUGCUCUUGUGCCCAGCUGUUCAUAAUAGAAGUCCCAACUCUUACAGAGAUCAAUGAGUGUUAUGGUCAUCUUACAAUAUCAAGGAGUUGAGUUCCUAGAGGGAUGUUAGGUUUACUAAAUUAUUUUCCCUAAAACCUUAUUGAGUAGAAAAAGUUGCCUGCCACAAAUAAUUCAGUGUUCAGGUUCCAGUGGACUUGAAAAAGUGAUCAAUCCAGCUACUUAAAGAACAAAAUGCCUGAUUAUUUUGAUCCUCUGGGUAAUUUUGGUCAGGAUAAGACUUUUAUCAUAAAUUAAAUGGAUUGUGGCAAGCAUACCAUUUGAGAAAAUGCUAGACAUGACUAAAUCUAUCAGGGACUGCUUCUCAAAGAAGCAGUCUAUGCAAUCUGGGUUUCACAAUGAAAUUGCAUAUGUUCAGAUUGGAAGAGUUUUCCCCUUCCUCUGUCCUUCCAAGACAUUCUCUUGUUUAGGUUUCUCGUGAAAGCUUAUUUGGCCAUCCCCAUGGUCUUAUGAUGGACAAGACUUGUCUUCUGUUCAUAUAAAAAUGCACCUUUUUCUAAAUGUAGACCUAUUACUCCACAGCCAGUGGUCCUCAAAGCAACUCUCCUUUUCCUAUCUAUCAUCUUCUGCCAAGGGUUUAGGCAGAAUAGCUGCUAACUAUAAUUCAAAGUCAGAAAGAAAUCAAGAACUUUGAUGCAUGAAGUGCAUCAGCACUCAUAUAAAUCAGGUCAUAGAGCUCAGGAAAGCUAUAAUGCAAAGCUGACAGAUUUACACUGUCUUCAAAAGGCCAAAUAAAUCAGUGUUUUAGCUGGGGGCUUAGCAAAAUAAAGAAACCUUAUUUGUAUCUCAGCACCUUGAUCUCACUAGUUUA
Messenger RNA from Myotis daubentonii (Daubenton's bat), 3926 nucleotides. It is a transcript of the gene ZDHHC15, whose product is annotated as zDHHC palmitoyltransferase 15. NCBI's taxonomy places the organism in Eukaryota, Metazoa, Chordata, Mammalia, Chiroptera, Vespertilionidae. Gene Ontology annotation, molecular function: palmitoyltransferase activity. The record is from RefSeq and is a predicted model, not a curated record.